AUGAUAUUGCAAGGGUUAGCGACUUGGAAUCCAUCAUUUACAUCUGCAAUACAGACUGAGCUGGAAACAAGAGAUGAGGAAUUUACAUUGUUCAACUUUUCCAAUGUGGAUUCUAAUAAUUAUCCAUCUACUAGAAAUGUGGUACUAAGAGGAUUUCUCUUUGAUGAGCCAAAGACGAAUGUCCUGAUUUUCACCACAGAUAAGAGGUCAAGCAAGUACAAAGACCUACUAAUAAAUCCAAGAUUUGAUGCUUGCUUUUAUUUUAGCAAGAUGAGAAAACAAUUUAGAUUCAAGGGCACUGUUAGAAUGAUAAGUGAUGAGAUUAUUCCAAACAUACGUUACGAUUUGAACUACAGUGAUUCUUAUGCAGGAUUCAAUGAUCACGGUGUCACCAAUAGAGGAUUAGAUGAUGAGGUUUUAACUGGAGGUAUCCAACAGUUGUCCAUUUCACCAGACACCUCUUCCAUUGCAGAUGAGGAACAAUCACUAGUGAGUCAGUACUUAUCUCAGCAGAACCUUAAGGAAACGCCGUGUCCAAUAUCUGAACCCUUGCAUUAUAGAUUAUUUUCUCCUAAAUUUGUCAAGUCUUUUGAAGACUCCUCUGCAUCGUUAACUGAACUAGCACAUAGCCAUGAAAUGGGGAAAUCUGAUGACAUUUCGGUGACCCCGACAGCAGAAGAAUGGAACAACGAAAGGUUAAGGGUAUGGAAUGCAAUGUCGAGAAAUAUGAAGAAAACGUUCAAGAAGCCAUUACCAGGCUCCCCAUUAACCGAAGAAAACAGGAGAAAGUUAGAUGCAAUCAAUAGAGGGGUCGAUGGUAAUAACUCUUCUACAGGAUAUGAAAACUUUGUGGUUGUUUGUUUGUUUGUGGAACUAGUAGAUGAGGUUGUUAUUGGUGGUAGUGGUUACGACAGAAGAUACCUUUAUAGAAAGACAAAUCAGGACACAUGGAAGGAAUAUGAAGUUUGUCCAUAG
This is a messenger RNA of Pichia kudriavzevii, 975 nucleotides long. RefSeq lists its product as uncharacterized. Bases 1 to 975 code for a protein of 324 amino acids. The transcript has a single exon. Gene Ontology annotation, molecular function: FMN binding. Lineage: Eukaryota; Fungi; Ascomycota; Pichiomycetes; Pichiales; Pichiaceae. The record is from RefSeq and is a predicted model, not a curated record.